AUUUCCAGACAUGGUGAGUGGGAUUCCCUGUUUAUUAUUUCUUGUUUGUGUUUUUGGGGGUCCGGUCAGCGGGGGUCCAGUGGCCACCCCCCACCCAAACAUCACAGACCAGGAGCUGUUCUGGGGUGCAGACCAGUAUGACUUCUCUGUGGUGCUUCCAGCUGCUGGGUUGGAGUGUUUCUGGCAUUUUGCUCAUCGAGGAGAAAGAUUUUACCUGAGCUUUAUGGUUCAGUGGGUGACCGGUGUGGGCCAGGACAGACACCUGUCAGUCUCAGUGAACGCUCCAGGUGGUCUGCUGGUGUCCACUGUGGACGACGCCAAGGGUCAGAUCAACUUUGAGGCUGAAGAGACCGGCUUUUACCAGAUGUGUUUAAGCAACUUCCACAACCACUUCGGCACCAUGCAGGUCUUCCUCAGUUUUGGUGUUUACUAUGACGGCUACCAAGACCCCAACAAGCAGAAGGAGGAAGAGAAGAAGAAGAAAGAGGAAGCCGGCAAACACCUGAACAACACCCUGGGCAUCAUUGAGGAGGCGACUCAUAAAGUGGAGAACUACGUCUUCCACAUGUUCCGCUACUACAGCUUCGGCCGUAUGAGGAAGAGCACCGACUACUUCCUGUUGUUGUCCAACUCGCAGUACAUCACUAGGUGGUCCGCAGCCCUCUGCCUCCUUAUCGUCACCUGUGGAUACCUGCAGCUCCUCUUCCUCAAAAGACUCUUCAACACCAAGACUUGUACUGAGGAUGAGAAGCCCCGCUGCUGAUGGACUGAAACUAACACAUCACUGUCUACAUCUGUUUCUCUGCAGGAACCUGAGCUUCAUGUGUAUGCAACUAAUCAUAUUUGUGUGU
Messenger RNA from Sphaeramia orbicularis (orbiculate cardinalfish), 851 nucleotides. RefSeq names its product transmembrane emp24 domain-containing protein 6-like. Bases 11 to 763 code for a protein of 250 amino acids. The transcript has 4 exons. Lineage: Eukaryota; Metazoa; Chordata; Actinopteri; Kurtiformes; Apogonidae. The record is from RefSeq and is a predicted model, not a curated record.